Moneuplotes crassus is the source of this 851-nucleotide messenger RNA. The record is from the annotation of a GenBank genome assembly. Lineage: Eukaryota; Ciliophora; Spirotrichea; Euplotida; Euplotidae.
CAAUAGCCCAAGCCAGUGACCACCAAGCAAUGAGAGGACUAAGAAAGAAAAGUAAGAAGUUUGAGAAAGAAGGCAUUUUUGUAUAUAAAGUAGCUAAGAAUAUAAAAAGAAGUGCGAAGAGGAGCACCAGAGGGGUGAUUCAGAGGAAUUUUAAUAGUGGAUUACCGGGUAAAAAUAUGUUAGAUAAACAUAACGGGUAUGUGUCUAUGUAUGGUCGUGAGCUCAAGUGAAGUGGUUUUCAAAGUCGGUCUUCACAAAGGACUGAGUAUUCAGAAACAGGAUUUCGGACAUUCAAUAAACCGAUGAUUACUUCUCACAGAAAAUAAUGUUUCGUAUACCUUUUCAAGAGUUGAAAGCGAUAAAUUCAAAUAAAGCUGCUUUGAAUCACUAUGAUGAUGGCUAUGUCAUUAAGUCAGCCAUUUGAUACAAGAAUCUCUCAAGUUCCAAGAGACCUAGAAACUAUAGGACUGAGAGAAACAAUAGCACAGAAGGUUAUAGAAACCAUUCUGUGUACCAUUUCAAAAACAACUAUUUUUCAAAUCUCUCUCAAGCUAACUCAGAAUUCAUAAAUCCAGUUUCUCAAAGAACCGAGGAUGGGAAGAUCAUCCAUGAUGUCGACAUAAUUGCUGAAAAAAUGAUAUAGUUACAUUGCACGAUACUAAGAAGCCUCAGUCAAGAAGCUUAUAUCACUCUCUAGAUUCAAAAUCUAGAAGAUCCUCAUUGACCAAGAGAGUGACGACCAAAAACGAUGCUAGGGAGAGACAUAAUACUUUCAUGAAGCACAAGUAAUCACCAAAUCCAACUAAGUAAACUCUGGAAAGACAAACUUGUUCAAGCUAAUAGAAAAUAAA